This is a messenger RNA of Daucus carota subsp. sativus, 1810 nucleotides long. Its product is annotated as hevamine-A. NCBI's taxonomy places the organism in Eukaryota, Viridiplantae, Streptophyta, Magnoliopsida, Apiales, Apiaceae. The coding region runs from base 132 to 1679 and encodes 515 amino acids. The record is from RefSeq and is a predicted model, not a curated record. Gene Ontology annotation, biological process: carbohydrate metabolic process. The transcript has a single exon. Gene Ontology annotation, molecular function: heme binding; chitinase activity; iron ion binding. Gene Ontology annotation, cellular component: extracellular region.
AGAUUACACGCAGAGGUGACCGCAUGGAUAAUGCAAGUUAAUAAUGGAACAAAAGAAAAUCACUGCCUGGUGGUUGGUAUGCAUAUAUAGAUGUGUCACAUGCUCAAGUCCCCUACACAAAAUUUCAGCAAAUGGAUAUGAAUAUUAUCAUUCAACUCCUUUUCCUCUUUCUUUUUAUGCUGUUGAUUUGUAUCAAGUUUUGGAAACACAGUUGCAGAAGCUCUCCGUUAACUAAUUGGCCGGUUUUGGGCAUGACACCGGGACUCCUCAAGAAUGCUCACAGAAUCCAUGAAUUUGUGACCGAUGUUCUUAGAGAAAGUCGCGGUACUUUCCAGUUCAAAGGUCCUGUAUUAGCUGACUUGGACUUGCUUGUCACGUCUGACCCUGCUGACAUUCACUACAUCCUCAGCAAAAAUUUCAGCAAAUACCCGAAAGGCCCUGAAUUUCGCAAGAUUUUUGAUAUUCUUGGAGAUGGGAUUUUUAAUGCUGAUGGUUGUCUUUGGGAACUUCAUCGCAAAACUACAACUUCUCUGUUUAAUCAUGCAGGGUUUUAUAAGAUGUUGCUUGAGUCGACGAAGAAUAAAGUGAAGAAAGGGCUGAUCCCGGUUCUUGAUCAUGUCUCGAGAAAUGAAAUUGAGGUGGAUCUGCAGGAGAUAUUUCAGAGGCUUACUUUUGAUAACAUUUGUUCCCUGCUUUUAGACCAUGACCCUCAAAGCCUCUCCCUUGAUCUGCCUUAUAUUCCAUGCGAGAAAGCGUUUACAGCAACUGAGGAGGCACUUCUGUACAGGCAUAUAUUGCCUCAAAGCAUUUUGAAUCUGCAGCGUUUGAUUGGAUUUGGUAAAGAGAAAAGCUUAAGUGAAGCUCGAGAAUCUUUUGAUGAGUUCAUAUAUACUUGCAUCUCCAGAAAGCAGCAACAAUUAAAAACCGGAGAUUCUGAUCACUUGUCUGCACAGGAGGACCAUAAACUAGAUUUGUUUACAGCCUACGACGAAGCAUACAAAGGAAAGACUGGAAAUCCUGAAAUCUUUUUGAGGGACACUUUCUUGAAUUUAAUGAUUGCUGGAAGAGAUACCACUAGCACAGCCCUUUCUUGGUUUUUUUGGCUCCUUGCCCAAAACCCUGAAGUUGAAUCCAAGAUUCAAGGAGAGAUCAAAUCAAAGUUGCGUUCAGAAGAAGAAGAAAUUUGGAUGCUUUUUAAUGAAAAGGAAGAUUUGGGUAAAUUAGUUUAUCUCCAUGGAGCUUUGUGCGAGGCUUUAAGGCUCUUCCCACCGGUUGCUUUGGAGCACAAGGCACCAAUACAACCAGACAUUCUUCCUAGUGGUCAUCCGGUGAAUAAAGACUCUAAAAUUGUGCUAUCGUUUUAUUCCAUGGGAAGAAUGAAGACCAUCUGGGGAGAAGAUUGCUUAGAGUUCAAGCCAGAGCGAUGGAUAACUGAUAGAGGAGGGAUUAAACACGAACCUUCAUACAAGUUUCCUGCAUUUAAUGCAGGGCCAAGAACUUGUUUAGGUAAGGAAAUGGCUUUCACUCAAAUGAAAAUUAUUGCAAUAAGUAUUAUACGAAAUUACAGAAUUGAUGUUGUGGAAGGUCAUCAGGUAGUACCAAGUGAUUCUAUUAUUCUGCAAAUGAAGUAUGGUCUGAAAGCCAAGAUAUCCAAAAGAAGUGUUAGUUCUUGUCAAUAAUAUCAGCACUGCAUUUAGAAUUUUGGUUUUUGAAGACUGGAAUAUGAAUCAAAUGUAAUAAUCUAUGCUGUAAUAUUACUAGUUUAAGUCUGUCUAUGAAUGAUAUGAAAUGAUACAGGUUGUUUGAUACA